This is a messenger RNA of Prorocentrum cordatum, 1098 nucleotides long. The record is from the annotation of a GenBank genome assembly. Lineage: Eukaryota; Dinophyceae; Prorocentrales; Prorocentraceae.
GCGCCGAUGGCGGGGGCCGGCUGCGGCAGUGCGUCGGAGGAGCCCUCCGUCGCGGAGACUCCGGAGGAGGUGUGGAAGCUUCUCUCCGGGAAGCGCGUGCUCCACGUCAAGGGCUUCGGCGCAGGCCUCGGGGCCCCCCCAGAGGGGCAGAGGGACGUGCAGGAGCGGCAGGACGAAGCCGCUUUUGCUGCCAUCUCGCGGUUCCGCCCCGACUACCUGGUGGUCGACGGCGACCCUUGGAAGGACGGCUUCCAGCGCUACGUCAAGGCCUACGCGGACAGGCAAGCGGGCGCCGGACUGGCGGUGCCGGGGCUGGUCUGGGUGAAGAACGUCAAGGGGAGCUCGCCCACCCCUGAGGAGCGAGACAAGCACCUGAAGAAGGCCCGCGAAUGGGCCGACCAGGGGCUCCAGGUGGUCGUCUCGUGGCUGCCCGAGGCCUCCAUCUCCGAGGGGGUGGACAGGCUGUUCGGGGCGGGCUCCUGGGAGCAGCUGCAGGGGCAGAGGUUCGACUUCAGGGGCGCCCUGCGGCUGCUGCCGCCGGGCGAGCCCGAGGGGCCCGAGUGGCUCCGCGGGCUGAGGGGCAGCGCGCCCGGGCGCGAGCUGUGCCAGGCCAUCGAGGCCGUGGAGAGUCGGCCCGAGCAGCAGGGCUUCGAGACCUGCAGCUUCGAGAACGCCGCGAAGGGCAACGCGAUCUACCAGCACCUGCGGGGCGGGGGGCACCAGCCGGCCGCGCAGGGGGCCGUGAGCUUCGGCGGCGGCGAGAGCGUGCUGCUGGAGUUCGCGACUCUGUACCUCUUGCCAGGCUCCGGCUUCGACGCCGACCAGGCCGCGCUGUUCCCGUUCGGCCGCGGCAGGCCGAGCGAUCCUCUCCUGCCCGCCCACGAGGGCCGGGCCUUCACGGCACUGGGGUCGAUGGCGGCGGCCGACGAGCCGGUGACUGUGCGGGAGGCCGCCGGGGAGCUCCCGGCGGACUCCGUGCUCACCGCGCCGGCGCCGCCGGGCCGCUCGCCGAUCGAGGCCGUCCCGCCCCGCCGCCCCCCGCGGCUCGCCGCCUGGGCCGGCCCGUGGCUGCAGGACUGUGACACACCUGCUCCAUGA